This is a messenger RNA of Gadus macrocephalus (Pacific cod), 3787 nucleotides long. RefSeq names its product solute carrier family 17 member 9b (gene slc17a9b). The transcript has 14 exons. Gene Ontology annotation, biological process: transmembrane transport. Lineage: Eukaryota; Metazoa; Chordata; Actinopteri; Gadiformes; Gadidae. The record is from RefSeq and is a predicted model, not a curated record. The coding region runs from base 581 to 1981 and encodes 466 amino acids. Gene Ontology annotation, molecular function: transmembrane transporter activity. Gene Ontology annotation, cellular component: membrane.
CGGAUCAUUCUCCCUUCCCGGGGCACAGAGACCAUCUUUAAACUUCCUAGUAGGUACUGCGCAGCAUCUCUGCCUACAGUGGACAAAAACAGCAGCAGCAUCAUCUCAGCAUGGGACACUCGCAUCAUGAAUGUCAUUGUGAUCCACCAAGGACGAGGGGAGAGGAAGUCUCGGGAGGUAUUUAGUGAACCACAAUAACGAUGCACGCUCCCUGUGUGAACAGAUAGCGUCCAACCGAGUAACUCCACACAGUCCCGGCGGUCUGUAUUGCAGCGUCAUGAUGAAGAGGCGCCUAGGCUUGAAGCGGCUUUCUGAUGUUCUUAACGAUGGACCGAGCGGAGCAGAAAAGACUCUUUAAAGGCUUGUUUCCGAGGCGACAUUGGGGGGAGAAAAACGUCUGCCCCAGUCCUGAACCCUAUCGACGGCUAGAAGAACUGCGGCUUGAGUAGAAAUCUGACACGUGGAUUACUCUUCGAAAAACAGACUCUCCUCUGUGACUCGUGACUUCCUGAUUUGCAUCAAUGUAACAGAACGAUCGAAAGAAAAAGAUCCAAAGGGGACUGGUGAUACGUCGCGUUGAAUGGCAAUUAUUCAAAAACACGGAAAGAACUCUUGUCCACAACUGGUCUGCAAUAAGGAAACCCAUCCACAUGACAAGAGCGGGGUCUCUGGAUGUCAGAAGAAGUGUCCCGAACAGAAUGCCCAUUGGUCAAGACCCCUGGCGCGGACAUGGACCGUUGUCCUGCUGUUUGGGACGUGCCUGCUGUACUGUGCCCGUGUGGCAAUGCCCAUCUGCUCCGUCAGCAUGGCACAACAGUUCAACUGGACCAAGAGGGAGUCAGGCAUGGUGCUGGGCAGUUUCUUCUGGGGCUACUGCUUUACACAAGUCCUCGGGGGAUAUGUUAGCGACAGGGUUGGGGGGGAGAAGGUCCUACUCCUGUCUGCCGCAGCCUGGGGGGCUAUGACCGCCUUCACACCGGUGCUGGCCCACUUCUGUUCUCAGCCCAUCUUCUCCAUGACCCUGGCUCGUUUCCUCAUGGGACUGCUUCAAGGGGUACAUUAUCCUUCUCUGGCAAGCUUGUGCUCCCAGAAGGUAGUGGAAAGUGAGCGAGGUUUUCUGAUGAGCACCGUGGGCAGUGGCUCCUACUUGGGCACGUUGAUCAUCGGAGGGGCGGGCUCUCUGAUGCUGGACGUGUAUGGCUGGGAGAGUGUGUUCUACCUGACAGGCCUCCUCUCUGUCCUAUGGGCAUACUGCAUGUGGAAGUGUCUACUUAAAGGGGAAGGUCCGAUUAUCACACUGGAGUCCCUUGGAAGUGGUGGAUCUCAGUCCAAACUGACCAAGAGACACUGGCUGCGCCUCUUCAAACAACCGGCUGUGUGUGCGGUGAUUGUUGCUCACCUCUGCACAGCGAGCACCUUCUUCACUCUGUUGUCAUGGCUUCCGACUUUCUUUAAGGACACGUUCCCUGAUGCAAAGGGAUGGGUGUUCAAUGUCAUUCCAUGGUUGGUGGCCAUUCCCUCUUCUCUCCUCAGCGGAUGUCUCUCUGACCACCUCAUCUGUCAAGGUUUCGAUACAGCCUCUGUGAGGAAGUUAAUGCAGUUUUUUUCCAUGGGCGUUACCAGUGUGUUUACCAUUCUGCUUUGUGGAACAUCCACCUUUCCCUGGGCGGUUGCUUUUGUGUCAAUCACCAUGGGCCUCACAACCUUUAGCCACAGCGGGGUGUCGGUGAAUGUCCAGGACCUGGCCCCUUCCUGUGCCGGAUCCUUGUUUGGUGUCAUGAAUACGUGUGGAGCUUUCUCAGGGGUCCUGAUGGUGUACUUCUCUGGGUACCUGAUCGAGUCGACGGGCUCCUGGGCGUCUGUGUUCUUCCUCAUCACGGUGGUCAACCUCUUCGGCCUCUUCACCUUCCUGGCCUUCGCCGAGGCGCGCCGCGUGGACAUCGACUCGGCCAAGCAGCGCUACAACCACAUCCACAUCUGAUCCCCCAGAGACCACGGGGGGAACCUUCAACAGGAACCUGAGGAAGGAGAUGAGGGACAGGGUGCCAUGGGACCUGGACUCAGAAACUGGUCGGAUUGUAAUGUGUUAUCCGUGUAACCGGAGGUAUGUUGUAUUGCUGAAAUUCUAAUGGCGAGAGAAUCCUGGGGUGUUACGUUGCGUGUUUGAAGCAUUUCGGCUGAAAACACAUCCAGAUGUUACUGUCUAGUCACAUGUGUGAUGGUUCAAGACUAGAUACUUAGUCUUUUUGAAACAAUGGACACAGGAAUGUGGGAAGCGCAGUUGGGCUACAAAGGACACAGAUUUAAGUUUACUGAAAGAAAGCCUUUUUGUUGAACCUUUGUAAACAUUUGGGCAUAUGUUACUGUUGUAGUUUCAUUGCAUUUAUUUAUCCCACCACCACCACCACCACCACCAACCCCACCACCACACCCCUCCGUCACACCUCUGUUUUUUGGUGUUUGUCUGAACAAGGUUGGUCUCCAUGACAACGUGAUGGUGAUGGACAUGUCUCGUGAGGACUCUGACAGAUGUCACAGACCAAGAGGGUUUUUCCUUUACCCUGAGGGUAGUGAACCCCAUCUGGGUAUUUUUUGCGUGUGUGUGCGGCAAGGCUCUCCCACCUGUGGACUUUGUAUUAGUAAGUGACAAGCCCCCCCCCUCCCCCCCCCCCGACCAUCCUCCUCUCCUCAACAAACCAGUCGGAGUGACAUCUCAUUACCGAGUGACUAAUUACCCGGCAGCCAUUAAAAUGUCCUGUACAACUUGCCCCUCUGUUGUGCCCAUUGCCAUGGUUACAAGCUCAUCAUCUUGUCAUUCACUUUGGAUCUGGGAGGCUGUGGUGGGGCGGUUCUCUUUGUUGUUACUGGGCUUUUACUCAAAACGUUUCCCAAUGUCUAGAUUCAUAUUUUUUUUGCAUACAAUUUAAGACCAAAGGAUAUUAUUGUCAUUCGAUUUGCAUGAAAGACGAAUACCUCAUGUUAUAAUCAUUUUGGAUAUAUAUAUAUAUAUAUAUAUAUAUAUAUAUAUAUAUAUAUAUAUCUAUGCCUUACUGUUUUCGCUGCUAAAAAGUCUUGACAAUUUAGAAAUAUGAUCUAUUGUUGGGCUUAGUUUGCUUCAACGGUCAAGGAUGAAAGUUUAAUGCGAUAUGAUUCUAUAUUUUAAUAAACCUCCCUCUGUAAUUAUGAAUGUUGUUUUUCCUUACGUCUAUGUUGACCCUUCAUUAAUUUAUGCAUUGUAAAGUACUAAACAGAUUUCCACUGUUUCUUGCCAAUUUGCAAGCUAAUUAGCCAUAUUUCAUUAGUGGUAACAUAAUUAGUGGUAAAAUACUACUUAUUUAAUACUGGAAAGAUCAUAAGUGCAUUUGUCACUUUGCUCCCAAAACGUUGGCAAAGUUUAUUAGUUUAUUGAUAUUACUACGUAAGAGUCUAAUUUUAUUCUAAUCUAAUCAAUAUCAUGGUUUUCUGUCCACUUAAUGUACACCUAAAGUCUAUUUACCUGAAUGUUUAUCCAUAGAAGCAUUAAGAGUUACUUUUAGUGAUCAUUGCACAUAACGUGCACCUGCUUGGGUUUGCUGUUACAUUAGUCAGUUAACACCUUUUCAAACCAAAUACCCUUAUAAGGGGUUCUAAAUACAGCAAUGCAAUAUUUUGAAUGUCCUCUAUUCAUCGCCAUUUGCAAGAAUUACGUAGGAUAGGUUGCAACAUUCACCUCUGUCAUAAUAGAGCUUGUUCUAUAUUAAUUAUGAUAUUGUGUUCAACUUCUAAAUAAAUGUAUUUUAUCAACUGC